UCGUCAAAACAUGAAAAUACGACCCAAUAUCCUUGGAUAGCAGGUUAUUCUUGACCGGAAUGAGGAAAACCCGGAGCUCCGACCUCCAACAAACAAACAGACCCAUAUUGUCAUUCAGCUGCACUCCCGAAGCUUUUCCCAGUUUAUAGCUUUGCCCAGAAAAGCUCAUCAAACUGGUCCAUUUCUGAAAGAGAUGAAGAAAAUCAACCUGUUUGUUUCAAUCCUUUUCUUUUUAUACCUUCAACAAACACUCCAAGUCUCCUCCCUUACGCAGGCAAACCAGGAUUUUGAAAAAUCUGAAUAUUCAAGAACUCUUGAACAAGAGCAUGCUCAUGAAGUACAUUGUUCCAGAGAAAGAAGUAGGGCAGCAUGGCAAAUUAUUGAGAAGUAUUUGAUGCCAGUUGUGGAACAAGAGCACUAUGAGAUUCCAAGUAACUGUCGACUUCAUCCUGACAAUGAUCUAUUUAGAGAUCAGGAAGUGCACAAGGUUCAGUUGGAUAUAAAUGAAUGGCAGUGUGGAUACUGUAAGAAAAGCUUCCGUGCUGAAAUGUUUCUUGAUCAACAUUUUGACAACAGACACUACAAUCUUCUGAAUAUAAGUGGAAGCAAGUGCUUAGCUGAUUUAUGCGGAGCUUUGCAUUGUGAUGCUGUUAUGAAUACCAAGUCAAGCAAAACCAAAUGCAAUCCUGCUGCUGUUGCAAGGAAUCACCACCUAUGUGAGGGUCUUGCCAAUAGCUGUUUUCCAAUCAAUCAAAGUCCUUCAGCACGCCGUCUUAAUGAGUUUUUCUUGCACCAAUUUUGUCACGCUCAUACUUGCUUGGGGAAACGGAAACUUUUUCCUAGAGGAGGAAAGAAGCAUUCAAGUGUAUUCUACAUGGCUAUCUCCAUACUGACUUUGAUGCUUCUCCCUAUUUUCUAUCUGAUAGUUUAUUUGCACCAAAGUGAGAUGAGGAAAGGAACCCAAGAGCUUAGGCGCAUCUCGAGAGUUGGGCAGAAAACAAAACCCUCGUAGUAGCUGGUAUUUUAUAUACAAGUUCAUUUAUAGACGGCACUUGAAGCUGUUGCAAUGAACAGGUCAAGGAUUUCAGGCGCAAACGUGUGAGACGUCACACAGAGGAGUAUGUUGCACACAAAUGAUGCAAGAACGCCAAAUUCUAGACCAUCAUCUUAGAACUUGCUCCAGACGCGACGUAUCAUUCCAUUAAUCAAAGGCUCUGGUGGAUGAUGAAAGUAGAAUUAGGUGCAAACAAUGUAUUUCUUCGAUAAACCUGUGUUAUUUAUCGUCGAAAGUUUGUUGUGAUUCAUCGUCAAACUUGUCAUUCGGCCUCUGUGUGCGAUGGUCCGUGUAACAUUGAUUUUCUAACAAACAAAGAUUUUCUUAAUUUAUAAGAGAACAAGUACUUCGCUUCU
Messenger RNA from Pyrus x bretschneideri (Chinese white pear), 1410 nucleotides. RefSeq lists its product as uncharacterized. Lineage: Eukaryota; Viridiplantae; Streptophyta; Magnoliopsida; Rosales; Rosaceae. The transcript has 10 exons. The record is from RefSeq and is a predicted model, not a curated record. The coding region runs from base 194 to 1012 and encodes 272 amino acids.